UCCGGCCGGUGGUACUGCACCGGCUUCCAGUAGACGUGUAACGGACGGUGACCCGCAGCCAUGGCCGAGAGGAAAAUUAACGGUGGUAGCGGCAGCGCUUCCACCUCCUUGUCGAGUACCAACUUACUCUUCUCCUCCUCGGCCACGGAGUUCAGCUUCAACGUGCCCUUCAUCCCAGUCACUCAAGCCGCCGCCGCCUCGGCCUCGCUGCUCUUGCCCGGAGAGGAUUCCACAGAUGUUGGUGAGGAGGACAGCUUCCUUGGUCAGACUAAUGUUCACACGUCCACCCCACAGACAUUUAGUUACUUCUCUCAGGUAUCAAGCAGUAGUGAUCCUUUUGGAAAUAUUGGACAGUCACCCUUAACAACUAUAGUAACAUCUGUCGGACAAUCAGCUUUCUCCAAGCCACCGACUACUCUCCCUUUUACAACUGAAUCCCAAGAUGGAUUGACUGCAUUUCCACCAUCUGUUUCAAAGGCUCAGUGUGGUGCUCCACCUUCUUCACAGAUGGGAAUAAAUCCUUAUCUGCCUUCUCAGCCAAGUGGUCUCCCUCCUUCAAAUUUUGGGAGCCCACCCCAAGGAACCCUCCAACAAGGAUAUAAUCCGUAUCGCCAUACCCCUGUCAGCAGCAGGGCUAAUCCUUACAUUGCACCCCCACAGCUGCAACAGUGCCAUAUGCCGGCCCAUUUCCCUCACCCUCCAACCUCUGGACCCCCAGUGCAGAUUUACCAGACGUCCCCAGCGUCCUUGCCACCGAUUUCUCCUUCAGUACAGUCACCAACACAACAGCAAGUACUUGCAAAACCUGCAGGCCCCUCUGUACAGGGGACGCCUCCUUUUGUACUUCAAAAUCAGUAUGAACCUAUCCAGCCCCAUUGGUUUUACUGCAAGGAGGUAGAAUACAGACAAAUAUGGAUGCCUUUCAGUGUGCUGGAUUCUUCACAUCUUGAAGAAGUGUAUAAUUCAGUCCAGCCAGACCCAGAGAGUGUGGUUCUAGGCACAGAUGGAGGACGAUACGAUGUUUACCUCUAUGACCGAGUGAGGAAAGCUGUGUACUGGGAAGAGGAGCCAGCUGAAGUGAGGCGCUGUACUUGGUUUUAUAAGGGAGACACAGACAGCAGAUUCAUUCCCUACACAGAGGACUUCAGUGAAAAACUAGAGGCUGAAUAUAAAAAAGCUGUAACCACAAAUCAGUGGCAUCGAAGAUUAGAAUUUCCAAGUGGAGAGACUAUUGUUAUGCACAAUCCAAAGGUCAUUGUUCAGUUCCAGCCUUCCUCAGUGCCCGAUGAGUGGGGGACCACACAAGAUGGACAGACAAGGCCCAGGGUUGUAAAGCGUGGGGUUGAUGACAGCCUUGAUGAAAUUCCCGACGGGGAAAUGCCUCAGGCUGACCAUCUGGUGUUCAUGGUACAUGGCAUUGGGCCUGUGUGUGACUUGCGGUUUAGAAGCAUUAUUGAAUGUGUGGAUGAUUUUAGGGUGGUUUCUCUCAAAUUGCUGCAAACACAUUUCAAGAAAUCAUUAGAUGAAGGGAAGAUAAGUAGAGUGGAGUUCCUUCCUGUUCACUGGCAUAGUGCCUUGGGUGGAGAUGCCACUGAUGUUGACAGGAAUAUUAAGAAAAUCACUUUGCCGAGUAUUGGUCGGUUUCGCCACUUUACCAAUGAAACUUUGCUAGAUAUUUUAUUUUAUAACAGCCCCACCUACUGUCAGACAAUAGUGGAGAAAGUCGGGCUAGAGAUAAACCGUCUGCAUGCACUGUUUUUGAGUCGGAACCCGAAUUUCAAGGGAAAGGUCUCUGUUGCUGGUCAUAGUUUAGGUUCUUUAAUACUGUUUGACAUCCUGUCUAAUCAGAAAGAUUUGAAUUUUUCUAAGUCUCCUGGACCUCUUGUUGCUAAUGGAGUAGUGAAGCAGACUCAGUUUCAGGAGAAGCAGGUGUCUGAGGAGUCAAAGCUGACUUUGGAUGAAUCAUGUGACCUUGAUGUUGAAAAUGAAGAAGUUUUAACUUUGCAAGCGACUCUGGAAGCACUUAGCCUCUCUGAAUAUGUUAGCACUUUUGAAAAGGAAAAGAUUGAUAUGGAAUCUCUGCUUAUGUGUACAGUUGAUGACUUGAAGGAAAUGGGGAUACCUCUUGGACCCAGAAAGAAGAUAGCCAACUUUGUAAAACUGAAAGCAGCUAAACUGGAACAGAAGAAAACAUCAGAAAAGAAGGCAGUUAUGGCAUCUACAAUGAAAGUACAAGAGAACAUUCCAAAAGCUAAAGAAAUACCCUCUCUUUCCUCAGAAACUAACGAGUCAAAGAGGAAACUUCCAGUUGGUGCUUACAUUUGUUCUUUACAUGUUGACUAUGAGUCUUUUGAAGUUGGCACAGGACAGGUUUCUGUUGUUCACAACUCAUUAGACUUUGAGCCAGAGAUUUUCUUUGCUUUGGGAUCUCCAAUUGGUGUGUUUCUCACUAUUCGAGGAGUUGAUAGGAUAGAUGAGAACUAUAGGUUCCCUACUUGUAAAGGAUUCUUCAAUAUAUAUCAUCCGCUUGACCCAGUGGCAUAUAGAUUAGAACCUAUGAUUGUUCCGGAUUUGGACCUAAAAGCAGUUCUUAUUCCACAUCACAAGGGUAGAAAAAGACUUCAUUUAGAGCUGAAGGAAAGUCUCUCCCGUAUGGGAUCUGAUUUGAAGCAGGGCUUUAUUAGCUCUCUGAAAAGUGCUUGGCAGACGCUGAAUGAGUUUGCCCGGGCUCAUACUUCUUCAACGCAGUUGCAAGAAGAAUUGGAGAAAGUUGCCAAUCAAAUCAAAGAGGAAGAAGAAAAGCAAGUAGUUGAAGCAGAAAAGAUUGUUGAAAGUCCAGAUUUUUCCAAGGAUGAGGACUUCUUAGGAAAGGUUGGGAUGUUAAAUGGAGGCCGCCGAAUUGAUUACGUUCUUCAAGAAAAGCCAAUAGAGAGUUUUAAUGAAUAUCUUUUCGCUCUUCAGAGUCAUUUAUGUUAUUGGGAAUCUGAAGAUACUGCCUUACUACUACUUAAAGAAAUUUAUCGAACAAUGAACAUUAGUCCAGAGCAACCCCAGCAUUGAUCAGACUUCUCUUGUACUUGGCUUCACAGAAAGUGCUGGUAUGAAUUACAUCAGUGGAAGAAUCCUCAGAGGAUGUUCCCAGUUUGCUCUUGUGGUGGAUGACAAGAAAGUAAUUCAUCAACAGUUGCCAGAUACAGGGAAUCAUUUAAAGGAAAAAACACAGCAAAAGACGAUUAAAAAAUCAGUACCAUGUUUGGACAGUGUCAAUGAGAAGAUACAAUUAUAAAAAUAAUGCUAUGAAAAUUCUUCAGAUUUGGUUUGGUUGUGUAGUUGUCAAAGUUAAGUUUGACCUCAAUGAAGAAAAUACCUGUAGCAUGCAACAGUUGCUUCUGUUUCUUAAGAACUCUUGUCAGUGGACUAUUCAACUUUUUUUUAAAUUAAUGCAGUGUGUUCUUAUUCCUGUAUAGAUUUCUAGAGAAGCUAUUAUAAUUUUUUGAAACUUGCAUUGUACUUUAAAUGUGAAUUAUAGUGCUGAGCUCCCUUGAUGUGGUCAUUUCUGUUUGUGAAGAGGAAGGAGCUAAGAUCACUUAAGUUCCAAGCUGCAUCUGAGGUUUUAUAAAGCCUUAGCACCGCUGCUGAGAGCCCAGAUGUGGAGGGAGGUGAUGUGCUCCUUCCUUUCCAGGAUCCCAUGAAGAGCUCUCCUAGCAUGUCCACCUCCACCAGGAGAAGGAGCACUUUAUAGGUUUUAUUUUGUUACCUAACGUGGUUGUGCAGUUGGCUUGUUGCUGAUGAUCCAGUUAAUGCGAGAACCAAAAUAGAGAUUUUGUUUUUGGUUUGCAUUAAUUUCAUUUAUACCAAAGUGCUUGAAAGUAGGAAGUGUACUUUUUCUAGACUAUAAAGCUCCUUCAUGAAAAGACUGCUCUGUAGUAUUUCACUUUGUUUUACUAUAAAUUCAAAUCUCAAUAUUUUCCUAAUACUACAUGGGAAUUCUGAUUUUCUUUUGUUACAUAGCAGAAACAUUUUACAUUGUUUAUAUAGUUCUCAUGAAACAUGGAAUUUUUUGAAAGCAACAUACUAUAUAUAUAUUCAUUUCUUGUGUAUAUAUUCUAGUUUGUGUGAAUAAAAUAGUAAAUCAAUGCAUUUGUGAAGUAACAAACUUCUGUAUUCCUCAUGUCUUCCUUGAAAGUAUUUCUGUGAAUUAAGUGUUCAUUCCCCUUUCAUUGUGAGUAGCUGCCUUGUAGUUCGCAUUUGCUACUAAUAGUAGCACAUGAAGAUUUUAGAGCCGCAGUUGAUCCCAGGUAACAUAUAUUUGAACCACCUCAUUUUGUGGCUAGGGACACAUUACCAAAGGCCUUUUCCAGACUGGUAAAUAGUAGAUUGGGCCUGGAAGAUGAUUUUCUUGACUCUUUUGGUCUUCAUUAUAGCAGAACAACUAUUUUUUACUUCAUUUCUCCCAUGCUAAUGAAAUGAUAAAAAAUGAUGGUUACUAUGUAUAUUUUAAUAAACUCUAGUUUGAUUUUUCAACUCACA
Messenger RNA from Octodon degus (degu), 4530 nucleotides. RefSeq names its product SEC23 interacting protein (gene Sec23ip). The record is from RefSeq and is a predicted model, not a curated record. Gene Ontology annotation, molecular function: protein binding; metal ion binding. Lineage: Eukaryota; Metazoa; Chordata; Mammalia; Rodentia; Octodontidae. Gene Ontology annotation, cellular component: COPII-coated ER to Golgi transport vesicle. Gene Ontology annotation, biological process: endoplasmic reticulum to Golgi vesicle-mediated transport. Bases 61 to 3060 code for a protein of 999 amino acids. The transcript has 19 exons.